AUGACCUUUUUAUGGAUUGAAAACUAUUUUGGUGCUGGAAAUGUAGAGCAGGUAACUGUCUGUGAGAAGGAGAUGAACAAAACUGAUGAAAACGAAAAUGAAGAUAAGAAAUUUGUUAAUUUGAAGAUAAAUAAAGAGGCCUGUCCUGCAGAAUUUGGUAAACAAAUGUUUAAUACUAGAAGUACUCCAUUCUCAAGAAAAGACUUUAAAAUAUUUAAGGAUGAUAUUGUAGCUGUUAUAACUGGUUCUUCAGCUGAUGGACUAGAGAAGUAUGAAAGCCCUGUCCCUAAAACUGCUAAUACAAACAAAGAAAUAACUAACUGA
Messenger RNA from Phycomyces blakesleeanus NRRL 1555(-), 324 nucleotides. RefSeq lists its product as hypothetical. Lineage: Eukaryota; Fungi; Mucoromycota; Mucoromycetes; Mucorales; Phycomycetaceae. Bases 1 to 324 code for a protein of 107 amino acids. The record is from RefSeq and is a predicted model, not a curated record. The transcript is spliced from 2 exons.